Messenger RNA from Monomorium pharaonis (pharaoh ant), 5397 nucleotides. RefSeq lists its product as uncharacterized. Bases 917 to 1735 code for a protein of 272 amino acids. The record is from RefSeq and is a predicted model, not a curated record. Gene Ontology annotation, molecular function: olfactory receptor activity; odorant binding. The transcript has 6 exons. Lineage: Eukaryota; Metazoa; Arthropoda; Insecta; Hymenoptera; Formicidae. Gene Ontology annotation, cellular component: plasma membrane. Gene Ontology annotation, biological process: detection of chemical stimulus involved in sensory perception of smell; sensory perception of smell.
AAUUUUUUGUAAAUUUAUUAUUUAAUAAACAUAAACAUUUUAAAACUUAGUAUUUAUAUCAAAUACAAAUAUUAGACAAUAGUCCUGAUAGAAAUUCAUGCAGUGUGACUGAACUUUGGUCUACCUAGUAAUAAUAAUUUCUCUAUAAACACAAAAAAUAAUUUUCUUUUACUGUUAACUGAGUUCAGAUAUUAUACAGCUUGCAUAUUAUAUAAUACAAUAACUGCGAGAAAAACGUUACGUCUUGAUUGGAAUUUUAAAGAGUUUUGCUAUUUAAUUACUAGACACACACACACACACACACACACACACACACACACACACACACACACACACAGAAACCAAUAAAAUUAUCCAAUGACCAAUCAAAAAUUGCACUAAAUUUCUACCAGGGAGGUUAUUAUAUAAAUUAUUGUCAUAUGUACACAAACAUCUAUACAUGGGUGAAUCAUCCAUAUAAUUAUAGUUAUCAGCAUUUAUCACUAAGGAAUAUAGUGUGGAUCUUCUUUUAAAUAUUUUGUCGGUCAUCGGACCUAUAAUAUAUUAUACAUUUUUAUACUUUGCUACACUUGUUAAUGGAAAUAAAGUAAGUUUAUUAAAAAAGAUCAAUUUAUAUAACUACGACUGAUCGAAUUGUAUUACAAUGGAGUACGUUUUGAAACAUUCGAAAGACCAAUAUAAAUUAUCAGUACCUUUUUCUAGAUAAGGGAGCUUAUAGAAAAAGUGCAGUACGAUUGGAAUUCCCUAAAAGAGGAACAAGAACUUAAAAUUAUACACAAUUGCGCUAAUGUCGGCAGAUUCUAUUCAAUCAUUGUGUUAGGUGAGUAAUUAGGUUACAAAACAUUCUGAAUAGUGCGAUCAUGAACUUAAAAUUAAAAUUAAAAUUAAUAAGAAUUAAAAUGUCAUAUAUGUAUGUAUGAUUGCAGUAACGAUAUACACUACAUAUUUUCUUUUUGUAUUAAUAUUUUUUUCACCAAAUAUUCUUGAUAUUAUAAUGCCUUUAAACGAAUCGCGACAAUCACUUUGGCAUCUUUCAUAUGCGAUUGAUAUUUUUAUUGGGCGGGAUAAAUACGUCGAAUUAUUAACAUGGUAUUUGAUCUUGACAUCCUUCAUCGGUAUGACCAUAAUGAUAACUGCGGAAACUUUCAUGCUAAUGAAUGUCCAACACAUAUGUGCAAUGUUUCAAAUCACUAGUUAUCGAAUCGAACGUACUAUAAACAAAAGCCAGAUAAAAUCAUUAGCCUCUUCAAGAAAAUAUAAUUGUCAUAAAAACAUCGUAGAGGCUAUUGAUAGUCAUCGAAAUGCUAUCAAGUUCGUCGAGUUUCUCAAAUCCACUUUUUCAGUUACCAAUUUUUUGGCAAUUCCUAUUGGCGUGGGAUCAUUAAGUAUUAAUCUAUAUCGUCUUUCCGAGCAUGUUAUGGCAAGAGAUAUUAACGGUACAAGCUUAAUGUUUUUACAAGUUUUCCUUCAUUUUUGCUACAUGUUCCUUUGUAACUACAUUGGUCAAGAAAUAAUAGAUCAUAGCGACAAUAUAUUAAAAAAAAUAAGUAAUACUCGAUGGUACGCGACGCCAUUGAAUAUACAAAAAUGUCUCGUGAUGAUAAUACGCCGAAGUAUAAAGACUUCCACAUUGGCGGUCCAUUUUAGUUUAUUCGUUCCAUCUUUGCAAGGCUAUGCUACGCUCGUCAGCUCGUCGUUAUCGUACUUUACGGUAAUUUAUUCUAUGCGCCGAUAGUGACAUGAUGUGAUAAUUAAUAAUUGUGAUUGAUAAGUACUUUGGUGAGAAAAAAAGUGUCGUGAUAGGUAAAAGAUAACAUCUUGGAAACACGUUACUUUUAAAUUUAUUGUGUUUAUAUUUGAAUAUCUUUAUAUUAAAUUAAUCCUAGAAGAUAAAACUAAAUUUUUUAUGCACUUAUGCACAAAAAGUCGACUUACCCUUGUUACAUAAAGUACUAUUUUUAAAAUAUUACCAUUAUUUAUUCUUCUUCAAAUCAUACAACUUUUGUCUAAAACAUUUUUACCUUAUACUGACUUUAGUUUUUGACAUAUUCCGGUGUUUUGUUUUAAGUGCAAUUCUCAUCAUGUAUAAGUAGUAUUUAUUGAUAUAAUGUAAUAUAUAAUAUAUUUAUAUCCGUAAAUAUAUUUAUUAUUUUAUCCUUGCAAAAAUUAAAUUAGAUGAAAGUAAUUUGAAAAUUAUGAUUUCUUUCCCCCUCUUUUGAUUACCCACGAAAAUCAAAAUUAAAAAUUGCCACGAUGUAAAUAGUUUUAGCAUACGCGUUUUAGCAUAUAUAUAACCAUAUAAAAAUAAAAUAAUACAGCUGCAAUUAACCUACUGACUUUACUAUUUAUUUACCUUACAUAAAAUAAAUUAAUAAUAUAAUAUUACAUUAUCGGUAUUAUUCAUUAACUUUUUGAUUGUUUAAUUAUAAGAUGAUAGAAUUACGAUCUUGUUUACUAUUAUACUCACAAUGAUAUUACAAAUUUAAGUUUCUCUAUUGUUACAAAAAAUGAUGACUAACGUGGUCACUUCAUACAGAAAUAUGAAACUGAAGACAUAUGACUUUGGCCAUAGAACAUGAAUGUAAAGCGUUUGCUUCAGACAAAAAGUAAUCAAACUGUGUAUAUUAUUACCCUUAUUAUAUCUUACUGCUUCUAGUGAGAAUGAAUUAUUUACGUACAAUUUAUGGAACUAUUUUCUUUCAUUAUUCUAUGAUAUAUAAUUAUGAUAAAAUUGUCUCUUUCAUCAAUUUUUUAUAUAGCAAUUAUUGCUAUUUUUUUAGCAAAGUUUACAUUUUGCUGUUAUUGUAUAUAGUCUCAGCAUUUUGUAAAAAAAAAAUAUUACGCAAUAUUUAUAGAUAUUAGUAGAAAAACGAUUCUCCAUAUAACUCGACGCAAAAGUUUUCAAAUGUCGCGCAGACAUGGACUUUGCUGGGAAUCGUUACUAUAGAAUUAAUCAAAUACUAUUAACGUGCCUUGGUCUAUGGCCAUAUUAUACACAACGCACGAAAUACAUUUACUGUAUAUUUUUGUUUCUUCUUCUUUUAUCUAAUGUCUUCUUGCAGGUUUGUCGAUAUUCGUACAAAUCUUUAAUAUUUGUUUAGAACUAUUUGUCUAAUGUUCUUAUUAUCCUCAUGAUUCUUUUAAUUAUUUGAUUUGAUAAUUAAUAAUUUGUUAUUAUACAUAUAUAACAUAUUAUUUUAAUUUUAUUAUUUAUUAUUAAACUUUUUGUAAAAAGUAUAAUUUAUAUAUUUUUAAUUUGACAGUUUUUAUUAUUAGUACUUUUUCAUAAUAUUUAUUAUUAAUUUCUAAUAAAUACUAAAAUUUCAAAAUUUAGACGAGGAAAAGGUGAUACUAUGACCCUCAUGAGCAUUAUAACUACCCGUAACAUCUUCAUUAUUAAGCAAAUAAUUUCAGUUGUUAUUUAUGAAAUUAUUUGUUUAGUAAUUCGCAGUUAUGCAUUAGCGCUAAUAUAUCAAUACAUAACAACAUUUGUUAUAAAAAGCAUUUUUCUUUUUGAACGUUUUAAAACUAUUUCAAGAUAUAUUCUUUGAAUUAUUCAUAAUUUAUUUCACGGUAAUAUAUAUGUAUAUUUGAAUGUUUUUGUUAUUUAACAUUUUAUUCGGUUACACAUCUUGAGUUACACAAAAUAACAAGUUACUUAAUAGAAUAUGGAUUUUACUAAUAUAGUUCUCUAAACAUGCUAACAUCUCAGCAGACUUAACAGAAUCUCUUUUUUGAAGUUUUUAUACCAAAGGUUAUUCAAUAAAUCUGAUUAUAGUUCUUUCUAUUACUAAUUAUGGUUUACAUUACAUAUAUUAUAGAUUUUUAGCAUUGCAUUCUGCUGAAGAGAUCAUGUGUACGUGUGUAUAUUUGCAUAUAUUUUGCUUUUUUAUUUUAAUUUAAUAACAAAAUAUUGUGUUUUUUUUACACAAAACCAAUUUUUAAAAUCUAUUUUAGUUAAAAGGAUUAUAUUACUUUCCCUCCUCUUGUUUCUCUUUGAUUACACAGUGUUGUUACAUUUUUAUAAAUACAUUCUAAUUAAAUAUUUUAUAAUUUUGAGUCUAAAAUAAUAUUAUACAUAUAUUGACACGCGCAAAUGAAAAUGUUAAGUUUUUAAUUUAAAAUUUAAUUAUUAACGAAGUUAUUGUAAAAUGUAAAGGAUGAGCUAUAAUAUUACUUUCUACUCUUUAUCGGGUAUAACUCUAUCAGACAAUUUUAUUAUAAGUUAUCGUCGUAUAUAUCACUCAAAUAUUUAUACAUAAAUGAAUAGUAUUUAUAUAAUUCUAGUUAUCGUUGUUUUUCACCGUGGAAUACAGCGUAGAUCUUCUUUUAAAUAUUUGCUCGAUCUUUGGACUUACAAUAUAUUACACAAUUGUAUAUUUUGUUUUGUUUAUUAAUGGCAAUAAAGUAAGUUUGUAAACAACAUCGAUCUCUAUAAUCACGACUGAAUCGUACAACAAUAAAGCACUGAAAAAUUGAAUUUCUCUUUGUACUGAAGAAAUGUAUUUACAUAAAUUAUCAGUAUUUUGUUUUCUAGGUAAGAAAGCUUAUGGAAAAAGUACGGUUUGAUUGGAAUUCUCUGAAAGAAAAAGAGGAACUUAAAAUCAUACAUAAUUGCGCUAAUGUCGGAAGAUUCUAUACAAUUAUUACAUUAAGUGAGUAACAUAAUUAAACUACAAAAUAUUCUCAAUCGUAACGCAAUUAUAAAAUUAAAAUUAUAAUAUUGGAUGAUUGCAGUAUGCUUAUACACAUCAUAUUUCGUGUUUGCAUUUAUAUUGUUUUCGCCAAAUAUUCUUGAUAUCGUGAUGCCAUUAAACGAAUCGCGACAAUCAGUUUGGUAUCUUACGUCCACGAUGAAUUUUUUUAUCGAACGGGAAAAAUAUGUCGGAUUGAUAAUAUUGUAUUUUUUUCUAACAAUCUUCAUUGGUAUUACCACGACGGUAACUGCGGAAACAUUCUUGCUAAUGAAUGCGCAACACAUAUGUGCAAUAUUUCAAAUUACUAGGUAAAUUCUUAAAUAUUAAUAAGAAACUAUAAGUAUAUAUUGCUACGAUUUAAUACAUAAUUGAAUUUUUUUAGUUAUCGUAUCGAACAUUUUAUAAAUAUAUAUAGCCAAUUGAAAUCUUUAAUCUCUUCAAAAAAAUUUAAUAAUGAUAGAAACAUCGUGGAGGUUGUCAAUAGUCAUCGAAAUGCUAUCAAGUUGGUAUUACAAUUUAUAAAGCUCAUAUUAGAUUGCUAAUUGCAAAUUUAAAAAUUAAACACAGUAAAAAAUUUUAUGUUAAAUUUAACACGUUUCAUAUAUCCCAAUCAUCUACUCAAAUUUUUGUGUUAAUUUAACAUAUUAAGGAUAUGUUAAAUAGCAACAUAAAUAUUAUGUUAUAUUUAAUAUAAAAAUAA